Messenger RNA from Cyclopterus lumpus (lumpfish), 1264 nucleotides. RefSeq names its product protein kinase (cAMP-dependent, catalytic) inhibitor gamma (gene pkig). Gene Ontology annotation, cellular component: cytoplasm; nucleus. Bases 422 to 664 code for a protein of 80 amino acids. Gene Ontology annotation, biological process: negative regulation of cAMP-dependent protein kinase activity. The record is from RefSeq and is a predicted model, not a curated record. The transcript is spliced from 3 exons. Gene Ontology annotation, molecular function: cAMP-dependent protein kinase inhibitor activity. NCBI's taxonomy places the organism in Eukaryota, Metazoa, Chordata, Actinopteri, Perciformes, Cyclopteridae.
CUACAGAGGAGUGGGAGCCUCCACCGGCUCACUCUGAUUGGCUCAGACACGGAUAACUCCAUUUUGGAAAACAGCUGUUUGAAGACACAACCUUUUCUCGUUGUUUGCAGACGGUACCCUAAGAAAAAACACCCAUGCUUUCUUAACACACACACACUCACACUCACACACACACACACACACACACACACACACACACACACAGGCACUCACACAUCUCCUGAGCACCACGGUGUUUUUUUGCCCAACUCGCGCGUGCUUUUUUUUUUUUCGGCCCCGGUUCGACUCGCUUGCUGCAUUUUUUUUGUCCGACUGCCAGUAAACUUAACUGGGGGAUCCAUGGUGUUACAUUUCCAUUGAAACAAGUGGAUAACAGGAGGCGACCCGACUAAGGUGUAAUGAGAGCGCUGGUCAUGGGCAGAUGAUGGACGUGGAGACGUCGUACUCAGACUUCAUCAACUGUGAUCGCACAGGCCGCAGGAACGCAGUACCCGACCUCACAGGGGAAGGGGAAGGGGAAGGAGCGGCCAGCACCAGUGAACUCACCAAAGAUUUGGCAGAGAUGGACCUGAAGGCUGCAGAAGGAGACCCGGGGGCCUCCCCAGCCCCUGAGGCAGAGGGCUCCACCAGCCAAGAUGCCCAGGGAGGUGGAGGCCCGUCCUAAAGCCAGAGACCAAAGGGCGGCAGAGCCGACGAGUGGAAAGUAGAGAGGAAGCUAGUGAAUGUGGAGAGACGAGGAGAAAGGAAAGCGUGUAUAUUGGUUGUCCUAACUGGACACGAGGACACCUUCGCUCACUGCCAGCCUGUUUGGAGCUUCCGUGGCCCAAAUGUUCGCCUUUCCAUUGGAUCAGAUUGUAACAUGCAGAGCAGAACUGACAAUUGAGAUGCUGCUCUUGUGCUUCACUCUCUGUUAGUCAUUUAUAUUCCUGACCGGACAAGAAAGCACAGACACUUUGGAUUCAUGUCUGUGGAGAUGAACUGAGCUGAACAGAAUUCCUUUAUAACACUCAAAACAUUGUUCCUAGUAUGGAACUGUGUCAUGGACGGGCAUAUUCAUAUUCAUAAUCAUCCGUUUGUCAUUUUCUUUCGAUGUGCGUGUUUGUGACCCUCUUGUCCUCGUCAUUUUUUCUUUUCUUUUUUAGUAACGAAACAUAGUCGCCAUUAUACUGUUGUGUACGGACUUCAUAUUUAUUGCUUAAUGUUCAGUGAUAACUUUGUGAUAGCAAAUUUCUUUGUGUAAUAAAAUACUUAUGAAUUACUGUAA